Molecule: messenger RNA, 1556 nt
Organism: Neltuma alba
Lineage: Eukaryota; Viridiplantae; Streptophyta; Magnoliopsida; Fabales; Fabaceae
Exons: 3
Coding region: 305-1222 (305 amino acids)
Molecular function (GO): protein binding
Source: RefSeq, a predicted model, not a curated record
AAGGACCUUUUAAUUUUAUAACCGACUUGUAAAUGAUGAGCAGUGUACUUGAAAUUCAGAUGAGCCGGUUGAGGAAAUGCUCUUCCAUAUGACAUUAAAAAAGCUUCCAAAUCCAACGGAAUGGCAAGUGGCUCUAUCAGGGGAAAACAUUGCAGGCCGAAACCAUUAAUAAUAAUUAUACUGGACAAGCAGAAGAGUAACAAGAGUAUAUAUUGUAUGUAUGUAAAUAUAUGACCAGGAAGUUAAGCACCUGCAUUCAAGUGUUUUGAAACAGAACGAAAUCCUGUAAGAGAGGUUGGUGUAAAUGGGGAAGGCGAGCAGGUGGAUCAGGAACUUGCUGAUAGGAAAGAAGGAAGAGAAGUACAAGCAGAUUGACGGAGGAGGGCAGAGGGAGAGCCACAGCCCCAAAGUGAAGCGUAGAUGGAGCUUCGGAAGAAAAUCAGUAAAGGUAGCAGAGCAGAGAUUGCCGUUAUCUUUUGAUUUAACUGAAGCUGCCAAGCUCCAAAUACGGGCCAUCCUCCAAUCCCUUCCUCUCCCUCCUCCUCACAUCCAAAACGCCGCCGCUACCAAGAUUCAGGCUGCUUUCCGCACUUAUUUGGCAAGAAAAGCACUGCAUGCUCUGAGGGGACUGGUGAAGUUGCAGGCGUUAGUGAGAGGUCACCUUGUCAGGAAGCAAACAACCACCGCACUGCGCGGCAUGCACGCCUUGAUAACCAUUCAAGUUAGAACCCGAAUCCACAGAAUUCUGACGGCUCAACAAUCCACCCUUCUCGACAAAAGUCACGUACGAGAAUGUAUAGAAUCGAAGGAUAUGAAUCUGAGAGAAUCGUUAGGAGUUUUAAGAAGCAGAAGUGCCCGUCUAGACGGUCCACCUCGUAAGAGCACAGAGCAUGAUGCCCGGACGCUGAGUUCAAAGCAUCUUUCGCUUUCGAAGCGACACCGUCAAUGCUCAGCACCAAACAGCCCGGCAGACUACUCGGCUAUGUCUGGAUUAAAUCCAACAGAGAGCUCAUCCACUUCCCUGCGUCAUCAACAAUCAUAUUCACGCGAACCAAAUUACAUGACAAGAACAGAGUCAUCGCGGGCCAAAGCUCGGUCCGAGAGUGAACCAAAACAACGCCCCAAACGUGGGAUCAGGCGCAUUGACAAGCCUAUAGAGCCAUUGGAUGGUCGAACGCAGAGUUCAUUCUCGGUUCAUAACAAGGCGAGGAAUUCAAUUUGAAGGGCUAGUGAUGUCUUGGAAGAAUGGUUGGUUGGUACUUGGUGGCUUCUGUCGGAGUUUUCAAAUGUUAGUUGUGGUGUAGCACUUUCGGGACAUGCCCUAGUCCUGCUCCGUAUCAUCACCAACCUAUUAUUUGGCGCAAAAAUGUAGUGGUGAAGCAAAAUCACGAAUGGUCUGCUGCAUGCCAGAUGGAAUGGGUAAUCCGUAACCCAAGCAUCACAAAAGCAGCAGAAUGCCAUAAAGUUGGGAGAACCAAAUUUUUAAAUUGUAGUGACUAGAGAGCAAACUCUCUUCUUGUAAUUGGAGCUUUCCUCUUUCGUUUUGUUAAUUGAUC